Messenger RNA from Daphnia magna, 754 nucleotides. RefSeq lists its product as uncharacterized. The record is from RefSeq and is a predicted model, not a curated record. The coding region runs from base 271 to 702 and encodes 143 amino acids. NCBI's taxonomy places the organism in Eukaryota, Metazoa, Arthropoda, Branchiopoda, Diplostraca, Daphniidae. The transcript has 3 exons.
UAUUUAAUUACCUAUGCAGGGAAGGAUACAGCAGACUACAGGCGCAUCAAGCGUUGCUACAUUUUUAAAUGUUCCAUUUGCACUUUGCAAAAUAUUGAAAAUGAGCUUCCUUCUGAGUCUGGUGCUAAAAAUUUCAUCUCCUCUGAAAAAAUCGUUAGCGAAGAGAACACUACGGAGAAAGUAAAUUCUUCUCCUCAGUAUACUCCAGUCAUUUUCGUCCCUCCACCAUUGAUAUCACCUAUUUCAUCACCCAUUUAUGUCCCCCCUCACAUGAUGUCACCUUUGUCUUCUCCAUUUUUUGGUUUUGCACCAUCAGAAGAACAAUGUUCUGGAGCUGGAGAAGAAAGGUCAAACAUCGAUCCAGAAUCUUCUCUAGCAGUUGACAAUAUACAGAUUGAGCCAUCAGAACAGCAAGGUUCUCCAUCUUCGGAAACUGAGGGAGAAAGGUCAAACAUCGAUCCUGAACCUGCAGCUUCCCAGCCGUUGCAGAAGAAAUUUAAGAUUGUUGAGAGUGGCUCUAUGAAGAAAUCCAAUAUUUUGCUCGAUGGCUCGGGGUUCCGUUACGGAGUCAAACGCAAAAAUCAAAGCGGUGUUACUUGGCGAUGCAAUUUUCGAGGCUUGAAGGGGAAGAAGUCAUGCACUGCGACUGUGAAGGAAGUAAAUGGACGAUUUAUCGAAGGACCAGCUGCGCAUAGCCAUUAGGAUUAUUGCCAUAUUCAUGUUGUAUCCAAUAAAUUGUCAUAAUUACACUGUG